Messenger RNA from Mycotypha africana, 300 nucleotides. RefSeq lists its product as uncharacterized. The transcript has 2 exons. Gene Ontology annotation, cellular component: PcG protein complex; transcription regulator complex. The record is from RefSeq and is a predicted model, not a curated record. Gene Ontology annotation, molecular function: RNA polymerase II cis-regulatory region sequence-specific DNA binding; DNA-binding transcription factor activity, RNA polymerase II-specific. NCBI's taxonomy places the organism in Eukaryota, Fungi, Mucoromycota, Mucoromycetes, Mucorales, Mycotyphaceae. The annotation marks the transcript as partial. Gene Ontology annotation, biological process: regulation of transcription by RNA polymerase II.
AUGACUUCAAAGCCAUAUCCAUGCCCAGUAUGCAACAAGUCAGCCUUUGCUCGUCGCUCAGAUUUAGUACGCCAUAUGCGUAUUCAUACAAACGAAAGACCUUUCGUCUGUCACAUAUGUGGUAAAAGCUUCAUACAACGUUCUGCUUUGAAAGUCCACUGGAGGACGCAUUCUGGCGAGCGCCCACACAUUUGUGAAUUUAGGAACUGUCAAAAGGCAUUUAGCGAUAGUUCAUCCUUAGCCCGUCACAGGCGUAUCCAUGCAGGGAAACAACCUUAUCUAUGCUUGGCAGAAGGAUGU